UGUUUGUAAACAAUCCGAGAGACGAGGCGGACUCUGGCAGCGAAACCGUCGGCUCAGUUUGGACCGUCAGUGGUCGUGUUCUUUUGGACAUGUUUCACGAAGAAUUUGAGUGCGGAUGAAAAGUUCUCAGGGUCUGUGCAAUGCCACCUUACCCUUGACGAAAGGUGUAGUGGGUUGUCAGGAUGGCUGAUUAUCGCUUGGACUGGGUUAAAGACAGGGCUUUGGCCUUCCUUGAUGAGGAUGACGAAGAUUUGUUUGAUGAAAUGCUGGCCAGAAAUGAUGGUGAACUGGAGGACCGUUUACUUUCCUAUCUUGAUGAUGACAUCAUGGGGGCUCAUGAUAUUGGAAGGAAAUUGUUUUUCGUUUACAAGACAUACUAUGAGAAAAUAGUUAAAGAGGAAAUUGUCGUUGCAGAAGAAGUCGCGCCUCCAACUCCACCACCCCCAGAACCGGAGCCCGAGACAAUCAUCAGGAAAGGCAAGGGCAAAGGUGGCAAAGGUGGGAAGGCUGCCAAGGCUGCGAAAGGUGGGAAAGCAGCGAAGAAAGGGAAGAAGGGGAAGAAAGGCAGAGACGAAUCUCCUCCCCCCGCACCAACCGAACCAGAGACAGAGCUUCAGAUCGAAAUAAGUGAAGCUGAUCCAGCCGCUGAAUCACCAACCGAAGUGGGCCCCGAGGAGGAUGUGGAGGAAGAAGGGGUUCAGGAAGAGGAGGCAGCAGAAGAGCCGUCCCCAGCUGAGCCAUCUUCAGAGGAAAAGGACUCCCCAGAAGGGGACACCUCUGAAUCUCCAGAGGUUCCAACAGGAUCAGAGGGUGGCACUGCUCACUCUUCUCCUACGCUUGAAGAAGGAGCUGAGGAGGAGGACGCUUUACCUGAAGAUGACAUUCAGCCAGAUGAAGCUGAGGAGGAUGUUGGCUACAUGUCUUCAGAAGAUCAAGGCCCGUCCCCAGAAUUAGAAGAUCCAGGAGGUGGGGGUGAAGGAGAAAAUGUCGGAGAAGAUGCUGAAGCUCCAGAAACACCUACAAAAAAGAAGGGCAAGAAAGGAAAAAAAGGGAAAAAAGAGAAGAAAACAAAAAAAGGCCGGAAAAGCCCUCCCACUGCUGUGGAGAUGGUUCCUGCCAUUGAAGAAAUUCCUGAGCCACAAUUCAUUUAUGUCUCUAAAACAAUUGAGCGGGUAAUUCAUGCCCCUCAACUUCACGGGCAUUUGGGUAUGCUGGAUGAAAAUGAACGAGCAGCUCCUGGGCGCCAAUAUGUUUACUUUCUCCGUAUAUCUGAAGAGGGCAUUCCCCUGCCUGAAGGGCCAGGAGAUGCAAUUGCAGAUAUGCCCAAGCAUUUUAUUGUGGGGUGCACCACUUCCAAUUUUAUUGGUUCAGUGUCAAAACUUUUGAAAAAGGCAUACAUUCCUCUGGUCCAGAGGCAAUUUCGGGAACCAACCUCUUCAGGGGAAGGUGAACAUGACACGAAUUCAGUUGUCAGCAGUGCUAUUUUCAAACGGCCAUCAGAUUAUCGCCGAAUGUGCUUAAACAUACUGAAGGUUGAGAAGGCGUCCAAAAAGCCAAAGCCAACUGCCAAGCAGGAAACUGGCUCUGUCUUAGAUGCGACCAUUCAAUCUGCUCAAGAAGUGCUGGAAGCAGCUCAAAUUGCCGAGGAGCAACAGAUAUCUGCGACCUCGUCGGCAUUGAAUGCAAUGGCUGCAACGGCAUCAGCGUCCGUAGCAUCAUUUGGUGCUGGCGCUGGAGCCAGUGGGGAUGGCCCAGGCAAACACUCGGAUGAUGUGAAAUCAGAGAGCAUAUCAGAGGACACAGCCAGUACAGGCAACAUGCCCACCAAACAAGAGCUGCUCAGUGAUAUCAAGUCCUUCAUAUCCUCUGUGGAUUGGACUAUUCAGCAUUUGGAAGGAGACAACACGUUGCAUGUUCCAGUUGUUCCAGCUCUAUGGGUUCAAGGGGCAACCCCUGAAACCUUGGCGGAAGAUCCUGCUCUAGUUGCAGAUCUUGAAAGCAUUGUAACACAGUGGGAAAGGCAUAUAGUAUCUGUUAUUGAUGGGUACAUGGCAAAGAAACCUGUUGGUGAAGGUCCACUUGCAGAAUUUGAGUAUUGGCAAGAACGUGAUGCUGGACUGAGCUUAUUGGUUGAGCAGUUCAAGGCACCAUCGGUAGUAUUGAUUCUAGAUGUUCUUGCUGCUGCAUCAUCUAAGAUUGGAGAAUAUUUUGAAACCUUUAAAUCUGAGUUCAUGGUCACUUAUGAGCAGGCAAGAUAUAAUGUGAAAUUUCUAUCAACAGUUGUACGCCAUUUCAAGACAGUUGAACAUAAUCAAGAUCUUGGAGCUGUGAGAGAUUCAUUGCCUGCUCUCAUAGAUGGUCUUCACAUGCUAUGGGUUGUGUCAAGGUUCUAUUGUAAUGAAGACCAAAUGGUGCCGCUAAUGCUUCGCAUUUCAAACACUCUAUGUACUAAAGCAUCAACAGCUCUUCAAGUCAAGACACUCUUUAAGCUUCCUCUGGUGCAGAUUUUGCAACAAACCAAAGAGGCUGAAGAGAUGCUUCAGAAGUGGCGCAGCUGUUACAUGGAUACGCGAGCUCGUAUUGAAGCUUCUGGUAAAGGACAACGCUGGGAGUUUGAUAAGAAUAAAUUGUUCUCCAACAGUGAUUAUAUUGCCAAAGUAUGUGGGAAUCUUCAUGAGGUAUCAAAGAAUAUUCAAGAGUUUAGAAAUAUUUUUGGCCAAGAGCUUAAAUCAAUCAUUAGCGAUCCAGCUCAAAUUGAUGCUGUUGUUAAGAGGGUCGAGGCUCUAGUAGUGCCUAUUGAAAGUGCGGAUUUUGAUAUCUUCUCUAGAGGCUAUGCUGAAAAUUGGGAUGCUCUUAUGAGCUCCUUUAGGCACCACGUUGAAAGACUGGAAGAGGAAGCUAAAUUUUUUAUUGAUGAAUCCUUUAAAGCUCUGAGGUCGUCCACAGAGGCUCUUGAGAUGCUUCUAAAAUUCAAACAUAUGGAAACCAGAAAGGCUAUUCAAGAACAGCUUAUGACCAAGUUUGACUUGAUUAUGCAGCAAUUUAGUAAGGAGGUGUCUAACAUUGAACACAUAUUCACUAAAGGUAAACGACACCCUCCUCUCCUACGCAAUCAACCACCUGUGGCUGGGGCCAUUUUCUGGGAGAGGCUUCUGUUUCAAACAUUAAAGAGACCUGUCCUUGUUUUUCAAACUGUGGAGGACUUGAAAAAGUGUGAAUUAAUGAAAGAGGCCUUUGCUGACUAUUUGCAAGUUGGUAAACAAAUGCAGCAAUUUGAGUUGAGUCGUCUAGAUUCGUGGGUCACCAAAGCCCAAGAAGAUAUAAAACAAGCCAUGACAAGAAAUGUUAUGAGAUUGGAAGAGAGCGUGCACGCAUGUUUUCGGAAAAACAACAAAUUUUCUGCCCGUAGUGGAAGAAGACAUAAUAUGGGGCUGCAAAGAUCAUCUUUUCGCAUGACACGAAUGGGAUCACAACAAACUUUUACUUCAAGUCAAUCAUCCAUGACACGUUUUGGUCACUCCAAUGCCAUGACCACCAGACAAAGCAUGAUGUCUGUCAGCCAGGGAGCUUCUCAAGGAAUGGGCUUGGGCUCUGUAGCCAUUGGCUUAAAGUGGGCAGCAAGAGGACGAUCGAAAACUGGAAGCAAUCAAAAAAUGACUUUCCCUGGACCAUCAUAUUCUUUCACUUGGGAAGACUUCAUAGGAGACUCAGUUUUGGUGGAAAACAAUUUAAGACUGGAAGUAAAUUUUGAUCCUGAUCUACUAAGUGUCAUUGCUGAAGCUGAACUUUUAGAAAUUCUGGGAUAUGAUUUGCCGGUUCCCAUAAAAAUGGUAGCUUAUCAAAAGGAUCGAUUCCAUGCAGAUUAUCAAGCAAUCUGCAAACUUGUGUCUGAUUAUAACAAUCUAGUAGAUCGACUAGAUAUACCUCAACUCCUAUUUGUGAAAUCGCAUUUAAGAGAAGUUGAGAAGCAAAUGCAGCCUGGCCUUUCAAGAAUCAACUGGACUUCUCAAGGAGUUUGUGACUUUGCCCUAGGCUGCCAACAAGUCCUAAGAAACCUUGUGUCGCUUGUGAGUCAAAUGGAAGCUGUGUCUGUGGAGGUGGCCCAAAGACUCACGCAAUUAGAGCAGUACAACCUUUUCUUUGUGGAAUCCCAUGAAGAAAGCACAGACUGCCUGGGCUGCAAAGAUUUUUUCUCUGAGAUGGACCUGAAACGUGCUGAAAGUGUUCGGCAAAUGAUGAAAUUAUAUGGUGAUCUGGGGCCAGUGCUCAUGAAACUGGAAGGUCUGGUGUUGCAAACAAGCACUGGCCGUGCACCUGUUAUGGCUCAUUCUUAUCAGUACUGGGAGAGUCGCACCUUCUCUACAUUUGUGAAGUUUGUCCUACGCAACCUCAUGGAUUUUGAGCAUUUUCUUGUGGGAAACACGGCUUGUUUCCAAGUUGAAACUCGCCUAGCUGUGCCCGACGUGUCAAUGAUACCCACAACAGAUGAAGUAAAUAAAAUAAUUAUUCAUAGCAUCAAAGACUUUCUAGAAAGGCUCAAGUCCUUUCCCAGAUGGAUGCAUGGUACAUGUUUGGAAUGUCCUCAACAGCGAAGACCAGACUCUGACAAGACUCAUCAAUUUACCAUGUUUGAUGAUCUUGGUCAAGUUCCGCAGAUAACUGAUAUGGUUGUAAAACUACUGGAGACUGCUCGUAGGCUAACUGAAGAAGUUCAUAAGUACCUUCUCAGGUGGAAAACAUACAGGAACCUGUGGACUUUUGACAAAGUAGUAACUUGUGACAGAUUUGCUCAAAAGAAUCCAACUCUGCUGCAGUAUGAUGAAAAGUUCAGCUACUAUUCGCAGCUUAUAAAUGAAAUAGAUGAUAUCGGAACAUACCAAGAUAUUCAUUGCAUUCGAAUCAAUCUUGUUCCAUUGAUGAAUGAAGUCAAAUUCCAUGCCAAUGAAUGGAAAGCAUGCCUUGGACAACACCUCUCAGAAAACACUCACAACAUGGUUCAUGACUUUUUUAGUCAGUUGAAUGUCAUGAAGAAGGACUUGCAGAGCCAAAUACAAGACUUGGAGUCCUUCAAACUGGUUCUCCAGACCAUCUGCACAGUGCUGAGCAUGAAUGUUAGUGCUGAGCUGCUGUACAAUGAGGUGAUGGAGCGAUACAAAACUCUACGUGCGCACAACAUUGAAGUGAAUAAAGAUGAUGAAGCUCUUGCUGCGACUCUGCCAGAAGCCUGGAAAGAACUGUACGUAGCAGCAAUGUUGCGGUCUCGUAAUCUUCAGAAAACUAAGGCUAAAUUUGCUAUUACAACUCAAGAUGAAAUUUAUGACUUUUUAGCCGAAUGUAAUGAAUUUGUGGAGAAAUUCAUUGCGGAAGGACCAGGCUCUGUAGGUGAUGAUCUUGAAAAAGGGUUCAAGCUCAUGGAUGUGUACAAAAUAGAGAUUGAUGAACUUCUGAAGAAAAAAGCAAACAUGCAAACAGCAGAGAGACUCUUUGACCUCCCUUUGACCGAUUAUUCAAAUUUCCUCUCAACUGUAGAGGACUUCAACCACAUGGAGCUGAUAUUUCAACUAUACAAAGUUCAAAAGGCGGCUAGAGAUGGUUGGUCUAAAACUCUUUGGGUUAAUCUCAAUCCUGUGGAGCUGGUUGAUGGAAUGGAUGGUUUCCUGAAGGAAUGGAGGAAGCUCCCAAAAGGUGCUAAACAGUUAGAAGUUGCAAAAACUCUUGAAAAGCGAAUGAAAGAAUUCAAAGGUUGUGUGCCUCUGUAUGUUGAGCUGAAAAAUGAAGCCAUGCGUGAACGACACUGGAAGUCUCUUAUGGAUAAAACUGGAGAGCAUUUUGAUAUGGCUGCAGAUCGCUUCACUUUGGAAAACAUGUUUGCCAUGGACUUGGCUCGUUACACUGAUGUAGCUCUAGAGAUUAUUGGCUAUGCAGUGAAAGAACUUAGUAUAGAGAAAGGCGUCAAAGAUAUAUCUGAAACUUGGACUAAAUUAACUUUGAGUUUAGCCAGGCAUCAGAAAGGAUCAGAAGACAGAGGCUAUGUACUUUCAGCUGUUGAUGAAAUUUUACAAACCCUUGAUGAGCACACAAUGAGCUUACAGAGCAUGUCAGCUUCUCAGUUUGUUGGACCAUUUUUGACAAUUGUGCAAAAGUGGGAGAAAAAUCUUGCAAUAAUAGGAGAAGUUCUGGAAGAAUGGUUGAGUGUCCAGAGGAAGUGGCUUUAUUUAGAGGGAAUCUUUGUUGGUGGUGACAUUAGACAUCAGCUUCCUGAGGAAGCAAAAAAAUUCGACUCCAUUGAUGCAAGUUACCGAAAAAUAAUGAUUGAUACAGCACGGAACCCAAAAGUUCUUGACUGUUGUGUUGUUCCAAGUGGCAGAUUGACAGAUCUUCAAGCAUUGACUUAUGGAUUGGAACGUUGUCAAAAAAUGUUGAAUGAAUAUUUAGAAUCCAAGAGAAAUGCAUUCCCACGAUUUUUCUUCCUUUCUGAUGAUGAGCUGCUGUCAGUUUUAGGCAGCAGUCAAAUUACUUGUUGUCAGGAGCACAUGGUGAAGAUGUUCGAUAAUAUUGCAAGUUUGCUCCUUGGAAAAGAUAACUCAGAGAGAGAUAUUGCGUCUGCAAUGAUCUCUUGUGAAGGAGAAGUAAUGGAGUUCCGAAACCCUGUUUUUGCUGAAGGUCGUGUUGAAGAAUGGAUGAACAAUGUUCUUGCUGAAAUGCGGAGAAGUAACCAGUACAUAACAAAGAAAGCAAUUUAUAACUAUGGAAAAGUGAGAAGACCAAGGUGCGAGUGGAUGCUGGAUUAUCAAGGCAUGGUUGUUUUGGCCAGUAACCAAGUUUGGUGGACUGCUGAAGUUGAAAAUGUUUUUGAUAAGAUAAAGAAAGGAAACAAAAAAGCUAUGAGAGAAUACCUUGAGCAGAUGAAUAACCAGCUUGAUGAACUGGUGGUGAUGGUUCGUCAAAAUCUUACUAAUAAUGAGCGCAAAAAGUUUAACACUGUUUUAAUUAUUGAUGUCCACACGAGGGACAUCAUUGAGAACUUUGUCAGAGAUAGUGUUAUGGAUGCUCAUGAGUUUAACUGGGAGAGUCAACUACGAUUCUAUUGGGUAAAAGAAGUAGACAACCUUGCAGUUGUGCAGUGCACAGGAAAUUUUGACUAUGGAUAUGAGUACAUGGGCUUGAACGGCCGCUUGGUAAUAACACCACUGACUGAUCGCAUUUAUCUUACAAUAACUCAAGCUUUGUCAAUGCAACUUGGUGGAGCCCCAGCAGGCCCAGCUGGAACCGGCAAAACUGAAACAACAAAAGAUUUGGCUAAAGCUUUGGGUUUGCUGUGUAUGGUCACAAAUUGUGGUGAAGGUAUGGACUACAAAGCUGUCGGUAAAAUCUUGUCCGGCCUUUGUCAGUGUGGCGCUUGGGGAUGCUUUGAUGAGUUCAACCGGAUUGACAUCUCUGUUCUGUCCGUUAUUUCCACACAAUUGCAAACAAUUCGCAGUGCCCUCAUCAUGAAAAUGUCUCGAUUCAAUUUUGAGGGCCAAGAAAUAGCCAUGGAUUUGAAAGUUGGUGUUUUUAUUACAAUGAAUCCUGGUUAUGCUGGUCGAACAGAGUUACCGGAAUCUGUCAAGGCUCUGUUUCGUCCAGUUGUUUGCAUAGUACCGGACUUGGAACAAAUCUGCCUCAUUAUGCUGUUUUCUGAGGGAUUCCUGCAAGCUAAGGUGCUUGCCAAAAAAAUGACAGUUCUAUAUCACCUUGCUCAAGGCCAGUUGUCAAAACAAAACCAUUAUGACUUUGGCCUACGUGCGUUAAAGUCAGUUUUGGUCAUGGCUGGAGAGCUGAAGAGAGGCUCUCCUGAUCUCCCAGAAAAUGUGGUGCUCAUGAGGGCUCUCAGGGAUAUGAAUUUACCUAAAUUUGUUUUUGAGGACGUACCACUUUUCUUAGGUUUGAUAAAAGACUUGUUUCCUGGAUUAGAAUGUCCCAGAGUGGCAUACCCCGACUUUAAUGCAGCUGUUGAAGAGGCAUUACAAAGUGAUGGUUACAUCUUGUUACCAGACCAGGUUGAUAAAGUUGUUCAGAUGUAUGAAACAAUGAUGACUCGCCAUUCAACCAUGAUUGUUGGGCCCACUGGUGGCGGAAAAACUGUUGUUAUUGAAACACUGGUGAAAGCACAAAAUGCUUUGGGCCUCCCAACUAGGCUCUUCAUAUUGAAUCCCAAGGCAUGCUCUGUCGUGGAGUUGUAUGGUAUUCUGGACCCAGCAUCUCGAGACUGGACUGACGGCCUCCUGUCGAAUAUCUUCAGAGAAAUAAACAAACCUUUAGAGCAGCCAGAAAAAGAAGAGCGGCGCUACAUUCUCUUCGAUGGAGAUGUAGAUGCCUUGUGGAUUGAGAAUAUGAACUCGGUUAUGGACGAUAAUAAACUACUCACUUUGGCAAAUGGAGAACGUAUCCGCCUUCAGCCUCAUUGUGCACUUUUAUUUGAGGUUGGAGACCUUCAGUAUGCUUCCCCGGCCACGGUUUCUCGAGCGGGUAUGGUGUAUGUCGACCCUAAAAAUCUUGGCUACAUGCCAUACUGGCACAGGUGGCUUGCCAGUCGGCCCAACCCCAAUGAAAGGGAUUCAUUUGCUGCACUUUUUAAUCGCUAUGUGCCUAAUACUCUCCGCUACAUCUUGGAAGGAAUGAAGGGCUCGACUGAGGGCGAUCCUUUGGUGAUGGCAGUUCCCCAGACAUCUCUAAAUUUGGUGACCCAGCUGUGCUUCAUGCUGGAUGCUUUAGUCCCAGUGCCUCACCCAGACGAUGAGGAGGACAUUCCUCGAAUCCAGCUUGUCGACUUGGGGACGGGAGAUGAUGAAGAGGAGGUGGAGCAGGCCCCAGUGCCGGGGCCUCCACCACCACCGCCAGACCCGCGGCUGCCACCGGGACACGUCCCCGAGGAGGAGGCCCCGGAGGCACCUCCUGAGGACGAAGGGGAGGAUCCCAUGGUGGCGCUGGAGCGGAUGGCUCAGGCCGAGCUCCUGGAGUGCAUCUUCCUUCAAGCUCUGUACUGCUCACUCGGAGCCCCCCUAGUUGCUGCCAGCAGGAAACCAUUUGAUGAAUUUGUCAAACAGACAGCUGGAAUCAUGUCAUUUGAAGACACUCCAGAGAACCCUGCUUCUACAAAACAUCUUCCAGCGUCCGAGCCAACACUUUUUGAUUACUUCUUUGACAUAGAAAAAAGGCAGUGGUUUGCAUGGAAAUGGUUGGUUCCAGAAUAUGUCCAUGAUUCUACUAAAAGAUUCAAUGAAAUUCUUGUACCUACUAUAGAUACAGAACGCACCACUUGGUUCCUUCGGUUAAUGUUGAAGCAUUACUUUAAGGAUCGGAUAUUUCGCAAGGUAAAAAGGCCGGUUGUCUUAGUUGGUGAUACAGGAACCUCAAAGUCAGCUAUUAUGUUGGAUUUUCUUCGCCAGCUUAAUCAGGAAGUAUUUGCCAGACUGAAUGUUAACUUCUCAUCGCGAACUACUUCAAUGGAUGUUCAACGCACCCUUGAAUCUGCUGUGGAAAAACGCACAAAAGAGAUUUAUGGCCCACCAGUUGGGAAAAAGCUUGUGAUCUUCAUCGAUGACCUGAACAUGCCUCAGGUUGAUACUUAUGGGACUCAGCAGCCCAUAGCAUUGCUAAAACUUCUGCUAGACAGGGGUGGCAUGUAUAAUCGGGGGAAAGAUCUUAAUUGGAAGCAGCUCAAAGAUAUAUGCUUUUUUACUGCAAUGGGAACUGCAGGGGGUGGCAGGAACGCUGUGGAUCCGCGCUUUUUGUCUUUGUUUUCAGUCAUGAGUUUGGUUUUCCCAUCAGAUGAAACCUUGAAGUACAUUUACAAUUCUAUUCUUGCUGGCCACACCAAGCCAUUCACAGAAGAAAUUCAAAGGGUUGUCCCUGUUGUAGUCAAUAUCAAUCUUGGGUUGUAUAAGGUUGCAUUAUUACAAUUGCCUCCUACUCCCUCUCGCUUCCAUUACAUAUUCAAUCUGAGAGAUUUGUCACGCAUAUGUAGUGGUAUGGUUUUGACGCAACCUGAGCUGUUUGAGCAAACGAGACAAUUUGUCAGAGUUUGGCGAAAUGAAUUCACCAGGGUAAUUUGUGAUCGCUUAAUUACAACAGAGGAUCAAAGUUUGAUGCAAGAAGAGAUGCAAAAGAUGAUAGAGGAAUAUUUUCCUGAAGACAAAAAAGCAACCUUACCAAGCCAAGGGGAAAUGUCACUCGUUGAUACAACAGAGCCAAGAAGUGCGGACCAGAUUGCAACUACGGAUAUUGAUGCUGAAGCAGAGGAAGGCUCUGAAGAGGGCGCCAGUCUGAAAGAAGAGGAAGCUGAGCAUGUUACCAGGGAAAAGAUGACUUUCCAGGAAUAUGUUUUAAGAGAUCCUCUGUUAUUCGGUGAUUACCGUAAUGCAAUCAAUGAUGACGACCCUCGCUGUUAUGAAGACCUGAUAGAUUAUGAAGCAGUGUACCACCUACUUCAAGAGUUACUUGUCGCUUACAAUGAAUCCUACUCAAAGAUGGAUCUAGUUUUGUUUGAUGAUGCUUUGGAACACAUAACACGAGUCCAUAGAGCUCUCCGCAUUAAUCGUGGUCAUGCCUUAGUUGUUGGUGUUGGUGGAAGUGGGAAGCAAAGUAUCACAAAACUUGCUGCCUUUGCUGCAGGAUGUGAGGUUUUUGAAAUAUCCUUAAGUCGAGGUUACAAUGAAUACAUGUUCAAGGAAGACAUGAAGAAAUUGUUCUAUUUGUUGGGUGUGGAUAGAAAAAAUGUGGUAUUUCUCUUCACUGCAGCCCAAGUUGUUGAGGAAGCAUUCCUUGAGUUUAUUAACAACAUCCUGACUAUUGGCAUGAUCCCUGCUCUGUUCUCUGAUGAUGAAAAAGAAAAUAUUAUGGUCUCUGUAAGAUCCUUUGCAAUGGAUGCUGGCUAUGGAGUAACCAAGGAUGGAGUUUGGAACUAUUUUGUGGAUCUUUGUGCCAACAAUCUCCACAUAGUUCUAGCCAUGUCUCCAUCUGGAGAAAAUCUUCGCAAUUGGUGCCGCAGUUUUCCUGGUCUUGUGAAUAAUACUUACAUUGAUUGGCUGUUUCCAUGGCCAUCACAAGCUCUUUUGGCAGUGGCUCAUGUCUUCCUCACAGAUAACCCUAAAGUGCCUCAAGAACAUAGAGAUAGCAUUGUGGAACACGUGGUUCACACCCACGAAUCAGUUCGUGAAUACUGCCAAGAUUAUCUGAUUAAAUUGAGGAGGAAAAAUUAUGUCACCCCAAAGCACUAUCUGGAUUUCAUCAAUAUUUAUUUACAUCAACUGGAUGUCCGAGCAGCUGAUAUUGACCAUCAGUGUGAGCGACUGAAAGGAGGAAUGGUGAAAAUGCAAGAAGCCAGCGCUGAACUGGACAUUUUGAACAAGAAGCUAGAAGUUCAGAAGAAAGUUGUGGCUGAAAAGCAAGCUGCUAGCAAUGUCCUUUUAGCUCAAGUGAAGGAAGCAACGGAAUCUGCUAAUCAAAAGAAGGAUAAAGCCACUGAGAAAAGUGUUGAAAUCGAGCAACAGGCCAAGGUUAUUGCAUCCGAGAAGGGCGAAGCUGAAGAAGUACUAGCUGAAGCUAUGCCUGCUCUUGAAGCUGCCCGAAAUGCACUUGCAGAACUUGAAAAGUCUGACAUUACAGAAAUAAGAUCUUUUGCAACACCUCCAGAGGCUGUACAGGUGGUGUGUGAAUGUGUUGUAAUCAUCAAGGGCAUUAAAGAAGUUAACUGGAAAUCCGCAAAGGGAAUGCUGAGUGACCCAAACUUCUUAAGGAAUCUUCAGCAAUUAAACUGUGAUCUCAUCACUCAGAAACAAGUUCAAGCAGUGAAAGCUCACAUGAAAAAAUGCAAUUUGGAAGGAAUGGAAAAAAUCAGCAAAGCAGGAUAUGGCCUUCUUCGAUUCGUGGAAGCUGUCUUGGGCUACUGUGCUGUGUACAAAGAAGUGAGGCCUAAAAAGGAAAAGGUUGCUGCUCUUGAGACUGAAUUUAAGCAGGCCACAAAAUAUUUAGACAAUUUAAACCGUGAAAUAACCAAGGUUGAAGCUGUUUUGGCAGAUUUGAAUGAGAAGUAUGUUGCUGCAAUGAGUGAAGCCCAUGAACUUCAGGAAGAAGCUGACAUCAUGCAACGCCGCCUAGUGGCUGCUGAUAAACUAUUUUCCGGCCUGAGAUCAGAAAAUGAAAGAUGGACCACUGAUCUGGCAAAGUUGCAUGAAGACAAGAAGCAGUUACUCGGCAACUGCCUCCUAUCUUCUGCUUUCCUAUCAUAUGCUGGCCCAUUCAGCUUUGAAUAUCGACAGACCAUGCUUCAUGAAGACUGGGAGCAGAGUCUUCUCGAAAAGGGAAUUCCCUUGACCCAUCCAUGGAAGGCUCAAGAACACCUUACAACUGAUGUUGAAAUUAGCAAGUGGACCUCUGAAGGGCUGCCUCCAGAUGAAUUGUCUGUACAGAAUGGUAUUCUCACAACUCAGAGUAACUGUUUCCCAUUAUGCAUUGACCCUCAACAGCAGGCCUUGAAUUGGAUCAAGCGGAAGGAAGAAAGAAACAAUUUAAGGGUGCUCACAUUCAAUGAUGCUGACUUUUUAAAACAAUUGGAAAUGGGCAUCAAACUGGGGCAACCUGUCCUCUUUCAAGAUGUUGAUGACUACAUUGAUCCCGUCAUUGAAAAUGUUCUUUCCAAAAACUUUAAAACUCCUCCUGGUAGACGGUAUGUCAUGUUGGGUGAUUUGGAAGUUGAUGUUGACUUGAAGUUCCGUCUAUAUCUCACAACCAAGCUGAGCAAUCCUCCAUUCAAUCCGGCCAUUUACGCGAAGGCCACGGUCAUCAACUACACUGUCACACUAUCCGGCCUCGAAGACCAGCUUCUGAGUGUUGUUGUGCGGAAUGAAAGGGCAGACCUAGAAGAGAGGAGGGAGGAAUUGAUUGCAGAAACAUUUGAAAAUAAAAAUCUUCUUAGUCAGUUGGAGGAUGCCCUGCUCCUGGAGCUAACAACGUCAUCUGGAAAUAUGCUGGACAAUCAGGAACUCAUUGCAACUUUAGAAAACACAAAAACUAAGGCAACAGAGGUGACUAGCAAACUGGAACUUGCUGCAGCAACUGCUGUUGACAUCGAUGGCCUGAGAGAUGGAUACCGCUCUGUGGCUGGGAGAGGGGCCAUGCUGUUCUUUUUACUGUCAGAUAUGGCAGCUGUGAAUGCAAUGUAUCAGUACUCUCUAUCAUCAUAUCUGGAAGUUUUUGCCUAUUCUCUUCGAAAGGCACUUCCACAUACUCAACUAUCUCGUCGCCUUUCCAAUAUCAUAGUGACACUCACAAAGAAUGUGUAUGAUUAUGGCUGCACUGGUAUUUUUGAGAAACACAAGCUGCUUUUCUCCUUCCAAAUGGCUAUGAAGCUUCAAAAAGCUGAAGGAACUGUCAAUCAAACUGAAUUGGACUUUUUCAUCAAAGGAAAUGUUUCUCUUGAAGCUCCUUCUCGCCCACCUCCAGACAAGUGGCUUACUGGAUGGACUGAUAUUCUAAAGUUAUCUCAAGAUUUCAGUUCUGAUUUUGGCGAGCUGCCAAAUGACAUAGAGAAUAAUUUAUCUGUGUGGGAAGAAUGGUAUGACCUUGAUGCACCAGAGGAUGUUCCCUUUCCAAUGGGCUAUUCAGAACGAAUAAGGCCAUUCCAGAAACUCAUGAUUAUUCGAUGUUUCCGUGUGGAUAGAGUUUAUCGAGCCGUAACAAAAUACAUCAUAGAGACUAUGGGUCAGGAAUUUGUCAUGCCUCCUGUCAUAAGCCUGGACAAUAUAUUUGAGCAAAGUUCUCCUCAGAUGCCAGUAGUUUUUAUUUUGAGUCCUGGCUCAGAUCCUACAUCGGAGCUCAUGAAACUAGCUGAACGCUGUGGAAGUGGUGGAGGUCGCUUUAAGUAUCUCUCCCUUGGCCAAGGGCAAGAACAGCUGGCUCUAUCUUUGCUGGAGGUAGCUGUAUCAAGAGGCCAAUGGCUGAUGCUUCAAAAUUGUCACUUGCUGCUGCGGUUCCUUCGAGAUUUGGAGAAGCAGUUAGAAGCCACAGGCAAGCCCCAUCCUGACUUCCGUCUUUGGUUGACCACCGACCCUACACCAGGCUUCCCUAUCAGCAUACUGCAGCGUUCACUCAAAGUGGUCACAGAGCCUCCAAACGGUUUAAAAUUGAACCUGAGGGGUACUUACUUUAAACUCUCUCAAAAUUCUUUGGAGCAUUGCUCACAUCCAGUAUUUAAGAAACUUGUUUAUGUCUUGGCAUUUUUCCAUGCUGUCGUACAGGAGAGAAGAAAAUAUGACAAAAUAGGCUGGAACAUCUGUUACGACUUCAAUGAGUCUGACUUCAAUGUGUGUUUACAAAUAUUGGACACCUACCUGACAAAAGCACACAAUACCAAGGAUACUCGAAUACCUUGGGGAAGCUUGAAGUACUUGAUUGGGGAAGUCAUGUAUGGAGGUCGUGUGAUAGAUAAUUUUGAUCGCCGCAUUGUUUCUACAUACAUGGACGAAUAUAUGGGAGAUUUCCUGUUUGAUACAUUCCAACCGUUCCAUUUUUAUAAAGAUGAAAAUGUAGACUACCACAUUCCACAAGACUCUGGCAAAGAUGAAUACAUUAAUUUUAUUGAUGAGCUGCCAUUGAUCAACAGUCCUAAUGUAUUUGGUUUGCAUGCUAAUGCUGAAAUAGGAUACUUCUCCCAAGCAGUGAAAGAAAUGUGGAACCACCUGAUCCAACUACAACCUCAGACUGGAGAAGUAUCUGCUGGAGUGAGCCGGGAGGAAUAUAUUGACAAUGUUGCCAAAGACAUUCUAGAAAGGUUACCGCCUCAGUAUGAAGUGGCCAGAGUCCGCAAGGGUUUAGAAAUGAAUAUCACUCCAAGUAUAGUAGUACUUCUGCAAGAGCUUGCUCGCUUCAACAACCUAAUUCAGUGUAUGCAGUCUACUUUGACAUCACUUCGCAAGGCCCUUGCAGGAGAAAUUGGAAUGAAUUCGAUUUUAGAUAAUGUGGCAUCAUCCUUGUACAAUGGACAACUUCCAAAUGAGUGGCGUAAGCGUGCACCAGCUACUUGCAAGACUUUAGGAAACUGGAUGCAACACUUCAUCAAGCGAAAUGAACAGUACCAUAAUUGGGCCAUAGGUGGAGAUCCUAUGGUGAUCUGGCUGUCAGGGUUACACAUCCCUGAGUCAUACCUCGCUGCAUUAGUUCAAAUGGCAUGCAGGAAAAAUGGGUGGCCACUUGAUCGCUCUGUCAUGUACACAACUGUCACUAAGUAUCAAUCCUUGGACGAGGUAGAAGAGCGCCCUGAUCAAGGUUGUUACGUGAUCGGCCUUUACCUGGAAGGUGCGCGGUGGGACAUGGAAAACGAGUGCCUGGCCCGGUCGUUUCCAAAGGUUCUACAGGAAGAACUACCGAUUGUCAUGGUUAUCCCAGUUGAAGCACACCGUCUCAAGCUGCAGAACACCAUCAAAACACCGGUGUACACCACAUCACUCAGACGCAAUGCCAUGGGAGUGGGCUUGGUGUUUGUGGCAGAUUUGAGUACAGAAGAACACAACAGUCAUUGGAUCCUGCAAGGCGUUUGCGUAGUUCUCAACAGUGACUGAAGCAACAAUUUGAGGGAGCAACAAGUCAGGGAUAGUACCAGUCUUCUUGAGGAUAGUAUAGUUGAACGAAUGCAAUCAGUUACCUUCCUUUUUACAACUUCAUUUUAUUUUUAAUAUUGCUGAGUGAUGUUAAUUUAUGGAUUCAUGUUUUGUUUUGUUUUUUAUUACA
Thrips palmi is the source of this 15765-nucleotide messenger RNA. RefSeq names its product dynein heavy chain 10, axonemal (gene Dhc98D). Lineage: Eukaryota; Metazoa; Arthropoda; Insecta; Thysanoptera; Thripidae. Gene Ontology annotation, biological process: microtubule-based movement. The transcript is spliced from 62 exons. The record is from RefSeq and is a predicted model, not a curated record. Gene Ontology annotation, molecular function: dynein intermediate chain binding; ATP hydrolysis activity; dynein light intermediate chain binding. Gene Ontology annotation, cellular component: dynein complex. Bases 183 to 15596 code for a protein of 5137 amino acids.